Orycteropus afer afer is the source of this 1786-nucleotide messenger RNA. Lineage: Eukaryota; Metazoa; Chordata; Mammalia; Tubulidentata; Orycteropodidae. The record is from RefSeq and is a predicted model, not a curated record.
CGGCUCCCAAACGCUAACGAAGGGCGGAGGGGAGGGGCAGGCGGCGCUCGGGAGGGAGGCACCGGGCCGCAGGCCAAGCCGAACAGGGGUCACAGUUUGGGUUUGCAGACAAAAUGCUUUCAGAACAAACAGCAGCCCUGGGGGCCGGAUGGGAGUCAAUGAAUGUCCAUUUCGAUGGAGCAGAGCCCCAGGUGGGAAGGAGAAGCCAGGAAGAGGGGCCAUGGAGAACAGCACCAAGGCCACUGGAACAUCUGUGCUGUGACCUUGAAGAGGAGCCACAAUCCCUUCGGGAAAAGGCUCAGUCAGUUCCUUGGGUCCCUACCAUUCCCCAGGAGGGGAACACCGGAGACUGGGAGAUGGCAGCUGCAUUGCUUGCGGCUGGAUCACAGGGCCUGGUAACCAUUAAGGAUGUGUCGCUGUGCUUCUCACAGGAGGAGUGGCGGAGCCUGGACCCCUCUCAGACAGACUUUUAUGGAGAAUAUGUCAUGCAGGAAAACUGUGGGAUAGUGGUCUCUCUGAGAUUUCCAAUUCCCAAACUGGACAUGCUUUCUCAACUAGACAAUGGGGAAGAACAAUGGGUCCCUGACCCCCAGGACUUGGAAGACAGGGACAUCCUGAGGGUCACAUAUACAGGAGAUGGAAGUGAGCACGAGGGAGAUACCCCCGAACUAGAAGCAGAACCCCCCAGAAUGUUAUCCAGUGUGUCCGAAGAUACUGUUCUCUGGAAUCCAGAGCAGAAUGAGAGCUGGGGUCCCGUGCCCAGGAGCUCCAGAGGAAUGCUCCUGGGCCCACCUUUUCUUCAGGAAGAUAGUUUCUCCAACCUUCUGUGUAACACAGAGAUGGAUUCCCUUUUAAGACCCCACACAUGCCCUCAGUGUGGGAAACAAUUUGUGUGGGGCUCUCACCUUACCAGGCACCAGCAAACCCACACUGGGGAAAGGCCCUACAGCUGCCUUAAGUGUGAGAAGAGCUUUGGGCGAAGACAUCACCUGAUUCGCCACCAGAAAACUCACCUACAUGACAAGCCCAGCAGGUGCUCUGAGUGUGGCAAGAAUUUCCGAUGCAACUCCCAUCUGGCCAGCCACCAGAGAGUGCAUGCGGAAGGCAGAUCUUGCAUGCCUCAAGAGGCUGGGGAUAGCCUCGAUGCUAGGAAACACCAGCACACUCCACCAGUGCCAAAGUGCCAUGUAUGCACUGAGUGUGGGAAGAGCUUUGGCCGAAGGCACCACCUGGUGAGACACUGGCUGACCCAUACUGGGGAGAAGCCUUUCCAGUGCCCUCGCUGUGAGAAGAGUUUUGGCCGCAAACAUCACCUGGACAGGCAUCUGCUGACCCACCAGGGACAAAGCCCCCGGAGCAGCUGGGACAGAGGGACAUCUGUCUUUUGAAAUCUGUUUCUUUGCAGCUGUGGUCAAACCUAUCAGCUGGUGCUAUCAGGAGUCUCUGCCAGGGCUGCCUCUCUCCUGUACCCCAAUGACCAGAAUCACGAGCCCCAGCCCCAUCUCUAGAAAAAUGAGGUCCCAGCAUUGGGCAGAGCAUUUCUUACCAGUUCUGUGAGACACCACACACACCACACAAAAAUAGGGUUCUUUGGACAAAAAACUUGGGAAACAGUGCAUACUACAUGGGCUAAUAUUUAGCCUGACCCCAUUUACAGGGGUACAGUGGUACCAGCAGUUUGUGGUGAGGUCCAUUUUGAUUGGAGCCCGUGCCAUACCAGUUGUUAAAUACUCCCGAGUAUCACUGUUGUGUGCUAUAACUAUUAUGUAUUUUUUUCUCACACAUA